CUUUUUUUUUUUUAAUUUUCUAUUUCAUUCUGUUUCUUAAAGAUUUAUAUGCCUGAAACUGGGUGACUAAAUGUGAAAGAAUAAUUGGGACUAAUAAUUAGUUAAUGAUGAAGAUUGAGGACUGAAACUAUGUGGGUGCAGUUAGUGCUUUAGUUAAGUAAGAUUGUUAAUCAUAAUUUUGUACCCUUUGAUAUCAGAAAUUGUUAGAAACCAUGGAUGAUAGUCCUAAGAUUGUUUAUUGUGCUUUAGGCAGAUUUGAUCGAUUUUGAACUUUUUGUGUGUCUAAGGAGUGAAGGGUUUAAGGUGCAUGAAUGGAGUUGGGAGACGAUGCCAUUUCGUUUAUGACAGAUGAGUUCCCACAGUCAAAUGGAGCAAGCUCUUCAGAAUAUUCUUUCUAAGAUUAAACCUGAGAGAGAAGAUUGGGCAGUGAGAUUUGACAUCAUUAAUGAUGUUCGAGAUGCUGUUCAGACGGUGGAAAGUCUCAGAGGUGCAACUGUGGAACCCUUUGGCUCGUUUGUAUCUGAACUAUUUUCAAAAUGGGGAGAUCUGGAUAUAUCUGUAGAGAUACAUACAUAUUCUCAUAUCUCACAUACAGCAAGAAAGCAGAAGGAAAGUUUGCUGGCAGAUUUACUAGGAGCUCUUAGAAGUAAAGGUACAUGGCGUAAGCUCAGACUUAUCAGUAAUGCUAGAGUACCCUUCUUGAAGUUGGAGCACCACCUUCAAAGGAUCACUUGUGAUAUCUCUGUUACUAAUUUGCUUGGUCAAAUGAAGGCCAAGUUGCUUUUCUGGAUCACUGGGAUUGAUGAGCGCUUUCGAGAUAUAGUUUUGCUGGUCAAGGAAUGGGCCAUAGCGCUUGAUAUUAACGAAGCAGAGUCUGGGACUUUGAAUUCAUAUUGUCUAACCUUGAUGGUUCUCUUUCAUUUCCAGACAUGUGUACCUGCAAUUCUACCGCCUCUUAAAGAAAUCUAUCCAGGAGAUUUGGCACAUGACUUUUCAGGUGUAAGAGCUGAUGCUGAGAGAAAAAUCGAAGAAACGUGUGCUGUGAACAUAAACAGGUUCAAGUUGGAUAGGUCUAGGAGGAUAAACCGAAGUUCUUUAUUUGGUCUGCUCAUUUCUUUCUUUGCAAAGUUCUCUGACAUUGAUGGGAGGGCCUCAGCACAAGGAAUUAACCCAUACUCUGGAUGCUGGGAAGAUAUCGGGAACAACAUGGCUUGGUUGUCCAGGACGUUUGUACUCUAUGUUGAGGAUCCUUUUGAGCAGCCUGUUAAUACUGCAAGGGCUAUUACCAACAACCAUCUGACAAGAAUGGCAGAUGCAUUUCGAGCUACACACAAUAUGCUUGCAUCAAAAGAUCGUAAUCAGGCUACCCUCUACGCCACACUAAUUAGACGAGACCGACUGCCACCGGAACAGUCACUAGUCAGAAACAAGCCUGGAAACAACCGGAGUCGUCCACAGAUAAACCGAGCUUCAUCAUCAUCAUCGCAGUCUCAAACUCGAAACAAUGGACGUUCCAAUAAUGAAAAUAUGAACAGACCUGUGCAGCCUCGUCAUCAUAAUCAAGCACGGCAGUCUCAAACUCGAAACAAUGGACGUUCCAAUAAUGAAAAUAUGAGCAGACCUGUGCAGCCUCGUCAUCAUAAUCAAGCACAGCAGAUUUGGAGGCCCAAAUCAUCUUGAUUAAAGUAAAUUUUGUAACAAAUUGCAAUAGUACUUUUUUUUUCAUAGUCAUGGUUUGUAUUGUUCUGGAUUCAACACCACCGAAGUCUGUUAAAAUUAUUUUCCAUAAAUCUGGUUUUAUUAGGAAGUUGAGAAGCCAGAGUGCAAAGUUUGGGCGAAUAUGAAGCACUCACUACUUUAACUUAUUCUCUAAAUACCCUAUUCUUUUAAUUACAAAUUUAGUUUUUCAAGUUAACUUUAGUACUUUA
Daucus carota subsp. sativus is the source of this 1928-nucleotide messenger RNA. Its product is annotated as protein HESO1-like. The transcript has 9 exons. The coding region runs from base 349 to 1680 and encodes 443 amino acids. The record is from RefSeq and is a predicted model, not a curated record. NCBI's taxonomy places the organism in Eukaryota, Viridiplantae, Streptophyta, Magnoliopsida, Apiales, Apiaceae. Gene Ontology annotation, molecular function: RNA uridylyltransferase activity.